Molecule: messenger RNA, 1040 nt
Organism: Bubalus bubalis (water buffalo)
Lineage: Eukaryota; Metazoa; Chordata; Mammalia; Artiodactyla; Bovidae
Gene: FGF4
Product: fibroblast growth factor 4
Exons: 3
Coding region: 282-902 (206 amino acids)
Biological process (GO): fibroblast growth factor receptor signaling pathway; animal organ morphogenesis; positive regulation of gene expression
Cellular component (GO): cytoplasm
Molecular function (GO): growth factor activity; fibroblast growth factor receptor binding
Source: RefSeq, a predicted model, not a curated record
GGCUCGGCGGCCGCUGGCCCAGCGCGCAGGGAGGCGCGCACCGCUCCGCAGGGUCCCAGCCCGGGCCGUGCGUCCUGCCACCGCUGCCCGCCUCUCCAUGCAGCCCAGGUAGCUCCCGGCGUCCGGGGGCCCCGUCGCUCGCCUCCCGCUUUCCCCGCCCCGGCCGGACACUACCUGCCCCGGCCCAGGCAGUGCGCUCCCGCAAGCCCCCCCUGACGAGCUCGCCCGCCGGCUUCCCGGGCGCACUGACCCACACGCGGACGCACGGCCCGAGGGCGGGGAUGGCGGGGCCCGGGGCGGCCGCGGCGGCGCUGCUCCCGGCGGUGCUGCUGGUCGUGCUGGCGCCCUGGGCCGGCCGAGGGGGCGCCGCCGCGCCCACCGCCCCCAACGGCACGCUGGAGGCCGAGCUGGAGCGCCGCUGGGAGAGCCUGGUGGCGCGCUCACUGGCGCGCCUGCCGGUGGCCUCGCAGCCCAAGGAGGCUGCCGUCCAGAGCGGCGCCGGCGACUACUUGCUGGGCAUCAAGCGGCUGCGGAGGCUGUACUGCAACGUGGGCAUCGGCUUCCACCUCCAGGUGCUCCCCGACGGCGGCAUCGGCGGCGUGCACGCGGACACGAGUGACAGCCUGCUGGAGCUGUCGCCGGUGGAGCGCGGGGUGGUGAGCAUUUUCGGGGUGGCCAGCCGGUUCUUCGUGGCCAUGAGCAGCCGGGGCAGGCUGUACGGCUCGCCUUUCUUCACCGACGAGUGCAGGUUCAGAGAGAUCCUCCUCCCCAACAACUACAACGCCUAUGAGUGCGACCGGCACCCCGGCAUGUUCAUCGCCCUGAGCAAGAACGGCAAGGCCAAGAAGGGGAACCGGGUGUCCCCCACCAUGAAGGUCACCCACUUCCUCCCCAGGCUGUGACCCUUAGCGCCCCCCCGGAGGGGAGUACCGAGGGUCCCCUUGGUGCACUUUCUUCAAAUGGACGGUUGAAUGCGAGAGUAGGUGUAAGAUAUUUAAAUUAAUUAUUUAAAUGUGUAUAUAUCGCCGCCAAAUUAUUUA